AUGCCACCCCGAGAGGAGAAGAGCCAAUUGAAGCGCCCUCGUGGCUCGAUUCCCGAGGGCGAGACAGAGUACAAGAAACCUCGCCGCUCCGACCGUCUGACAAACCCUGGCGAUGGCGACAAGACCCCGGUCACCAAGAACAAACAGCAGCUGCCAUCUCCUGUCACGCAGCUCACAUCGGGGGAGGCCACGAAGGAGAGAUCCCCCUCGCGCCAGAUUGGCGGCCCGAGUACGCCUCGCAAGCCCGAGGAACUGCAUGAGCUGAGCCAGGCCCUCUCGUCGCCACCUCAGGACACUCAGCCCCUCAGCCAGUUCGUCGAGCCGAAUGCUGUGGCGCUUGCCGAGGAGGAAGAGGACGAGGUCCAAGAGGGCGUCUGGGGCUACCUCGUUCCGUUGGACCCCAAGUAUGGCGACAAACCCAUGGUGCUCAAGAGGAGGGGCGCAUGCCCGAGGCCCAGCAAGGAGUUGACGGCGGACAAGAAGUCCAGCAGUCGCCAGGGGAAGCCAGACACGCUGGGCGACGAAGAGGCAUACGAGAAGAGCAAGAUUGGCAACACACCGUCUGGUGGAUACCUGAUCGGGAGACACCCAGAGUGCGACGUCAUUGUCAACAACCAUAUUGUGUCGAACCGCCACUGCCUCAUCUUUACGGAGAACCAGGGUAGCGAUACCACCGCCAUCCUCGAGGACCUGUCGCAGAACGGCACCUUUGUGAACGAGGCGUACGUCGGCCGCAACCAGCGGCGGGAGCUGGAGCACGGCGAUGAGAUUGCCGUGCACGGCAGCGCACGCUUCGUCUUCCGGUACCCUCACAGUCGCCAGACGAGCGCGUUCCUACAGCAAUACACGUUGCUGCAGAAGCUCGGCAAGGGCCAUUUUGCCGAGGUCUACCUCUGCGUGGAAAAGUCCACCGGCCAACGAUACGCCGUCAAGAUCUUCACGAGGCAUCCCGGUGUUGAGGACCGCUCGAAAACCGAGGGCCUGCAGCAGGAGAUUGGCGUGCUGAUGGGCGUUAGCCACCCCAACGUGCUCUGUCUCAAGGACACCUUUAACGAGAAGGACCGAGUCUACCUGGUGCUGGAGCUCGCAGCCGAGGGCGAGCUCUUCAACUUUAUCGUCAUGAAGCAGAAGCUGAGCGAAGAUGAGUCGAGGAAACUGUUCAUUCAGCUCUUCCAGGGUAUCAAGUACCUGCAUGAGCGCAAUAUUGUGCAUCGCGACAUUAAGCCCGAGAACAUCCUCCUGACCGACAAGAACUUGCACGUAAAGCUGGCGGACUUUGGCCUCGCCAAGAUCAUUGGCGAGGAGUCCUUCACGACUACGCUGUGCGGCACGCCUAGCUAUGUGGCCCCAGAGAUCCUGGCAGACACCAAGCAUCGCAGGUACACAAAGGCAGUUGACGUGUGGUCGCUUGGCGUCGUCCUGUACAUCUGUCUCUGCGGGUUCCCGCCAUUCUCCGACGAGCUUUACUCGAGAGACUUCCCCUACACCCUGUCACAGCAAAUCCGUAGCGGGCGGUUCGACUACCCGUCACCCUACUGGGAUUCUGUUGGUGAUCCUGCACUUGAUCUCAUUGACUCGAUGCUGGUGGUGGACCCCGAGAAGCGCUUCACCAUCGAUCAGUGCCUAUCACACCCGUGGCUGGCAUCUACGAGCAACAAUGUGAAUGACAGCACUGGCGGUCUCGUGGGGGGCAUCGCCGGUUUGGAGGUCAAUAGGAGAGCCCCUCCCCGCGAGCGUACGCUCUUGUCCAACCUCAACUCGGUCCAGGUCGCAGCCACUGUCGACGGCAACAAAAGCGCCGUCAAGGUGUUCGCCAAGAACAAGCAAAACGUCACGAACACGCGCAAGGAGGCUGGGCCCGCGAACGACAGGGCCCCGGAGGAGUUCAUCGAAAUGGGUGGAAAGGGUGACCAGCAGCUGUUUGGAGACGACAGCUCAAGCAUCUACCCAACAAAGGAGACGACGGCGGGGGCGAAACCACACACCAAGUCGAAGACGAACGGGCGAUAG
This is a messenger RNA of Emericellopsis cladophorae, 2010 nucleotides long. RefSeq lists its product as uncharacterized. The transcript is spliced from 4 exons. Gene Ontology annotation, cellular component: nucleus. Lineage: Eukaryota; Fungi; Ascomycota; Sordariomycetes; Hypocreales; Bionectriaceae. The record is from RefSeq and is a predicted model, not a curated record. Gene Ontology annotation, biological process: protein phosphorylation; mitotic DNA damage checkpoint signaling. The coding region runs from base 1 to 2010 and encodes 669 amino acids. Gene Ontology annotation, molecular function: ATP binding; protein binding; protein serine/threonine kinase activity.